Messenger RNA from Cornus florida, 900 nucleotides. RefSeq names its product subtilisin-like protease SBT3.11. Bases 114 to 488 code for a protein of 124 amino acids. NCBI's taxonomy places the organism in Eukaryota, Viridiplantae, Streptophyta, Magnoliopsida, Cornales, Cornaceae. The record is from RefSeq and is a predicted model, not a curated record. The transcript has 3 exons.
CCUUAAGUCUUAAUAAAUUGUUACCAAACCAAACACUUAGAAAUAUUCCCCAAGUCGUACAUAUAUCGAGGGCUCAGAUCUAUAUAUAAAUUAUACAUAAGCAGAGGACGGAAAUGCAGAGGAGCAUCUUAUUGUUGAUUUCACUGUUGUUGAUUUGGGCAUCGUCUUCUUCGAUUACUGUAACAAUGGCAGACAAGGCUGUAGAUUCAUCUUCCUCCUCCGCGGCAACGGUUCACAUCGUUUACACUGAGAAGCCUGUUAGCGAAGAACCCGAAGCUUACCACAUUCGAACCCUAGCUUCCGUCCUCGGCAGCGAGGACGCGGCAAAGGGGGCAUUGCUGUACAGCUACAAGAACGCUGCGAGUGGCUUCUCCGCCAAACUCACUCCAGAGCAGGUCUCCCAAAUCUCAGAACAACCUGGAGUUCUUCAGGUUGUCCCAAGCAGGACUGUCCAGCUGCAUUCCGGACAUGGAAGGAUGAACGUGUGAAACUUCAAGUCAGCAUGAAGUAGUAGCUCUUGGGCCUGUAUAGCUCGGCCAGGAGAAAGAAAGAAAGGUGUUUCUUUCCUAACGUAUAAACAACUAUAUAUUCGUGUUUAUGGCACUGCACAUGCCAACUUAAUAAAGUGUUGACUCUAAACAAUAUUUGGACACCUUCAAUUUGCAUUAUAUACGGUAACUCUAGCCUGUAAUAUCGACCUACUAUGCAGGAUAUAAGCCAGUUGCAACUGCAGUCAUAAUGUGUUGAAUAUAUGAGAAUAUUAGAGCUUGAAAUGCGUCCUCAUUUGCAUGAUCAUGGGAUGAAUCCUGAGCAUUUUUAAAGUCCAAUAUUUCGGAAAUUUGAGAAUUUUUUUGGCUUUAAGCUGUUGAAUUUAUGGGAAUUCUGUUUUGUUCACUGGUA